AUGUCACAACUCGAACAGUCUCUCAGAUCAACCAGCCUCGCUGAGACUCUUUCCACUUACGACAAAUGGGCAAACAACUAUAACCAAGACGUCGAAAAGGAAGAGUACGUCGCACCAAAGGUGGCUGCUGAGAACCUGGUCAACCAUCUGAAUCCUAAAAACAUUUCAGAAGCAAAGAUCCUCGACGCGGGGUGUGGAACAGGCCUUGUCGGGGAAGCCUUACUCAACCUCGGCGCGAAACACAUCGACGGCAUUGAUCUCAGCCCUGGUAUGCUUGAAGUUGCCGAGCGAACAGGGGUCUACGAGUCUCUCAGCGUUGCGAAUCUGGCUGAACAGCUCGAAAUAGCAGAAGACAACUACGAUGCUGUCAUUUGCGUUGGGACCAUGACAGAAGGCCAUGUAGGACCGGAAGCCUUUGAUGAGUUUGUGAGAGUUACAAAGCCUGGAGGGACCAUUGUGUCAACCGUUAGAGAAUCUGUUUGGAAACCGAAAGGAUACGAGAAAAAGGUGGAGGGUCUCGUCAAGGACGGAAGGGUCAAACUGGUCAGCAAUUUAAAGGAGCAUCAGAGGAUUGGAGCAGGUGUAUUUGCUUAUUUUGUUAUACUCCAAGUUAUUUAG
Molecule: messenger RNA, 618 nt
Organism: Fusarium pseudograminearum CS3096
Lineage: Eukaryota; Fungi; Ascomycota; Sordariomycetes; Hypocreales; Nectriaceae
Exons: 1
Coding region: 1-618 (205 amino acids)
Source: RefSeq, a predicted model, not a curated record